Lachancea fermentati is the source of this 2271-nucleotide messenger RNA. The record is from the annotation of a GenBank genome assembly. NCBI's taxonomy places the organism in Eukaryota, Fungi, Ascomycota, Saccharomycetes, Saccharomycetales, Saccharomycetaceae.
AUGCAUGAAGAAAUUCACUUAGCACCUCAAACUCCCAAGCGAUCUAGUGGGAAACAUUCUCCUAUGCCUUCAGUGCACCUGUCCACUCCCAAGGAGAUAAACUGUCCAUUAGGCGGAUUCAUUUUCCCGGACUUCAGGGCGCUUUAUUCUUUGGGACUCCAGGAUUCUACGCAUUUAUAUUAUUCAGAGUUGACAUUGUUUGGUUUCGAGGUGUAUAUAGUAGAACAAUGGGCGUUGGAACGCAAGUACUCGACAUUAAUCACAUCAUUCACUGGUAAUCCGCAGGACAUUGUACAUGCAGUAAAAGUGGCUUUACCAGAAUCCCCGUCUCUCUGGCCUACCCAGUUCAAGAGCUAUUAUGAUGAGCUUCUAACUUAUGCAACUCCAAAACUGACUGAAGAUGGCACUCUUUUCAUAACAAAUUCUUCUCAAAUACCGUCGACGUUAAACUUGCUUCAUCUAGAAUGUGGGGAUCUGCGGAAAAUUUGGGAUGAUUUUAAGGUAAAUGUCGAUUUAAAAAGACUGCAGUGUGGUGGGCGAUCUGCGCUUUUGCUUUGCAAACCCUCGAACGCAUCCUGCGAAAAGUUUGCUCAAUUAUACAAAAUUACGGCCCCCUCGAAAGGCUCGCAGGAUUUAGAUACGAAAUCUUUAACUGUUGCAGUUGUUGAGCUUAUAACCAUCAUUCAAAUUAGCCUGACUUAUUUCAAUUUACUUGAUCCACGCUACAAAGACGGUAUUUUAUGUGUGUUUACUGAAAGGGCCAUCCAAGAUUGGUGGACGGUUUACGGCACUUAUUAUCUUGGAGUUGAAAGACCUAAGCAUGAAGGUCCCUUGGGUCCAACUACUGUUGCAGGGUUAAUUAGCCUGGUACUUACUUGUUUCUUUAAGCUUAUGGUCGAAGAUUGCGUGUCGUCCAAAGAACCUUUUGAUGAGGAAUGUUUUCAGGGUGGAAUAUACAAUUUUCAGAGAAAGUACAAUCUGAGUAAAGGUAAUUCGACUUUUUGCAAUUCAUAUUUUGACCCUACUACGUUAGCGAAGCUUUUCGAGGUCACCGCAAAAGUAACUAACACUGAUAUUUUUAAAAUCAAGAAAGUUGUGAAAUCCACGGUACAAGAUAUUACGGGAAAGGGAUAUCCCAUGCAAAUGACAAGUGGCAUUCUUACCACAGAUCUCGACUAUCUUGCUAAAAAUGUACACGGUGGGAUCCUUUCGUGUUUGUGGAGGGGGAAGGGAAGCAAAAAGUACUCACAGAGAAGAAGAUGGGAGCAGGACUUCUGUCGAGGUAAAUAUCAUCACGGUGAUCCAACAGAUGAAAUAUUGAAAUCUAACGUCAUGGAAAAAAGGGAAACAGAGUGGUUUGAAGUAGAUUCCAAACCGAUAGUUGGCGGUUACGAGCACAGGCGAUUUGGGUUUGGUUCGGAAGUCACAGACAGCUCUUCGUCAACCAGGAGUCAAUUAGAGCGCAAUGAGUUACAACGAAAAGAACGUGAGGAGAAAACCACGAAUGAUAGGGUUUUCCGGUCCGAAAUGAACAGACGGCCAUCAGUGCCAUACCUCCCAGACGAGGUAGGUAUGAUGCAAAUAAACUAUGAAAAUCUUCCUUACAAAAAAUUGGAGACUGAUCUAAAACGUCGUUACAGCCUCUCGGUGAUUCAAGACUCGGUCGAGCGUUGGAGUCUACCUUUUGAGCCGUCUUUGGUUAAAAUUGCGAGAAAUCUCCUUAAAAUGGAAAAGGAAUUCAAUUGGAAAGAAGAUAUGUGUUAUGAAGAACACAAUGACGACUAUAUUACAUUUCAACUCCCGAUAGAUAGGCUAAAACAAAACUAUGAAAACUUGCGCACCAAAUUAGUGAUGAUCGAGACAGAUCGUGAUGUUCUAGAUAAUAAGCACUCUGUACUGCUCAACGAUAUAUCAGAGCUGGACUCUUUGGCUUCGAAGUUCAAAUAUGAUAUUAGGAUUCUGGACACUCGGAUGCGGGAUGUUGAAGAAAGAGUAACCCAGUUCGGUUCAAAAUUAAAGAGCGUUACUAGAGCAAUCGAACACCAACAGUCUUGUAAUUUGAUGAAGUCGCAAUUAUUUACCAACUCCUCGGAGUUGGACAAAUACGCUAAGGAAAUUUUGAGAGGUGGUCAAAGCAAGUACCAUGGAAUAUUAAUGAAUCUUUGGAAUCAUCACGUAUCUUAUGCAAUCCGCGAGGAUAUAAGUAAAUUUUGGCUGUGCAUUUGCGAAAAGCUUUUCCCUGAUGCAAAUUUGAAAAACGAGUAUGGUUGA